AUGAUUUACAGGAAGGCCCUGCAGCUUUUCCUCUCAAUCAGCGCUUUGACGGCCGUCACCAUCGCAAUUCCAAUCGCCAAAGUAAAUACUACGGCUGCAACUAGAGCAUCCUUCUACAACAAAUCACACUCAUCCCUCAACCUUACCACUAGCACUCUUGCCACAGCGGUUGACAUUAAUAGUACAUCAAGAACGGAAACAACUGUCAAUAUCACGCAACAGACUUCCAGUCCCACCAACGGUACUAUAUUUGACACAAUCAACGUCAAUACUACAUCAGUUACAACCAUUGAGGACAGCUUUCCACAGCACACUCCCAGCCAGUCUAUAGACAACACAUCUGACGUUGACCCUGCACCAACGACCGUGGCUAACGGAAAUAUCACAUCACAAUGUGCUUCCAGUCCAAAUAACAACUCCCUGGCCACGUUGGAUGACGAGGGACGACCGGGAAAGAUCCCAUACCGCAGGUUUCCCAAAUGCUAUGUGGAGUGUUUUGACUCCGAAGGCACUGACGACAAGACCUGGCCGGCUAUCGGAGAUAUCCGAGAUUUGACGACUCACGAAUUCUGCCACAGCCAAUGGGUAUGGGUCGGCAACUGGAUGCUGGAACAUCUCCAGUUCUGCGUCGCGGGCUAUCCUGGAUCCACGGGCAGAUGCGAGCAUUGCAGACCACAAUGCCACCAGGAAGCCAAGAAAGUGAUGGACAGUCUCUGUGGGACACCAGGCUAA
Molecule: messenger RNA, 732 nt
Organism: Neoarthrinium moseri
Lineage: Eukaryota; Fungi; Ascomycota; Sordariomycetes; Amphisphaeriales; Apiosporaceae
Exons: 1
Coding region: 1-732 (243 amino acids)
Source: RefSeq, a predicted model, not a curated record